Molecule: messenger RNA, 941 nt
Organism: Poecilia reticulata (guppy)
Lineage: Eukaryota; Metazoa; Chordata; Actinopteri; Cyprinodontiformes; Poeciliidae
Product: histone H4-like
Cellular component (GO): nucleosome
Molecular function (GO): protein heterodimerization activity; structural constituent of chromatin; DNA binding
Source: RefSeq, a predicted model, not a curated record
UGAAGUCAAAACCGAGGGAGGGAAAAGGUGAUUGACCUUAAAAGGGGAAAAGAUGGGAAAUACUAAGUGUCUUAUACAGACCUUCAGUUAUUCCGUUGCUCAAACCGCCUUUAUAAAAUCAGUCCGCCAACAUCCAUGAGCUCCAGAUCCUGUAAGUGGUUCUUAAAGAAGGAUCUGCUGCUUGUCAAUAAGCUUCUGCAUGUACAAAAACACCCGAGGAAAAUGAGUAGAAGCCCAGAAUACCAGCACGACCAUUACAAAUUCACAUCUUAUCAUUUGAGCAAGUUAAGUACUUUCUCAACAUGUUUGCUAAUUUCAAAAGACGGCCACGAGUUUGCUUCAAAAUGCAGUAAUUUUACUGGACGGUUCCCAAUAAUUGUGAGAACUGUUGGUUGAUUCAUGAGGAAAAUAGACAAUUGGGAUUUAUUACAGUCAAAUUUUUGUUUCGUUUCUAUGUUGCUUUUAUUUCCACGUGAAAUCACGAGGAGACUUUGAGACGUCACAACUCCGCAGGCGCUUCCUAGUUUGACGGUGUUUUAUUUUCCAAUCCAAUUCUCGGAGCGGAAAUGUGUCCGCUGGUCGUUGGCAACUUGAGGCGGAAGUAGAAACGCGUCUGGCCGACUGUCGUCACUUAGGUCCGCGACAUGUAUUUAAAUCCGGACGCUCAGCCUUCCGGAGUCAGUGUAUCAUCAUCGACGCACAGCGAGAGAAUCAUGAGUGGCCGUGGAAARGGAGGAAAGGGACUCGGGAAGGGCGGCGCUAAGCGGCACCGUAAAGUCCUCCGCGAUAACAUCCAGGGYAUCACCAAGCCCGCCAUCCGCCGCCUGGCUCGCCGCGGCGGAGUCAARCGUAUCUCCGGCCUGAUCUACGAGGAGACCCGCGGCGUGCUCAAGGUGUUCCUGGAGAACGUGAUCCGUGACGCCGUGACGUACACCGAGCAC